Messenger RNA from Pundamilia nyererei, 2434 nucleotides. It is a transcript of the gene prss59, whose product is annotated as serine protease 59, putative. NCBI's taxonomy places the organism in Eukaryota, Metazoa, Chordata, Actinopteri, Cichliformes, Cichlidae. Gene Ontology annotation, molecular function: serine-type exopeptidase activity; dipeptidyl-peptidase activity. Bases 30 to 1535 code for a protein of 501 amino acids. The record is from RefSeq and is a predicted model, not a curated record. Gene Ontology annotation, biological process: proteolysis. The transcript has 9 exons.
UGUCAUAUGACUUCUCUGCACUAUAUCACAUGCCCUUCACUAUUUCCUUCUUUGUUAGCACUAUGGCUUUUCCCACGUUCGUGGUGCUCCUUUGUCAGGUAGCCGUGUUUCUGUCUCUCUGUGCUGUUGGAGAGGGUCGCUACUCCAUUUUCAGGAGGUUUAAAGAAGCACAGGACACCAAGAAGGGAUCUCCGUUUGAGGAGCAAUGGUUCCCACAGAAAUUGGAUCACUUCAACGGCGCUGACACAAGAGUGUGGAAGCAGAGGUACUUUAUAAAUGAAGCCUUCUACAGGCCUGGUGGGCCGGUGUUUCUGAUGAUAGGGGGAGAGGGCCCAGCAAAUCCAGCAUGGAUGAAGGAUGGCACUUGGCUCACCUACGCUGAGAAACUGGGAGCACUUUGCUUGAUGCUGGAGCAUCGCUUCUAUGGAAUGAGUCACCCUACAGUGGACCUCAGCACAGACAACCUGCGUUUCCUCAGCAGUCGUCAGGCGCUGGCUGACCUAGCACACUUUCGCACCAUGAUUGCCAAGGCCCGAGGGCUGACUGACAGGAAGUGGGUGGCGUUAGGUGGGUCCUACCCAGGCUCUCUGGCUGCUUGGUUCAGGCUCAAAUACCCCCACCUGGUCCAUGCCUCUGUGGCCACCAGUGCACCUGUUUAUGCCACAGUCAAUUUUCCAGAAUACUUGGAGGUUGUUUGGCGUUCGCUGGCCUCAGAGAACACAGAGUGCCCAUUGCUAGUGAAAAAGGCUUCGGAUGACCUCGUCAAACGCCUGAAAGACCCCAGAACCUAUGAAAACAUCACCAAAGACUUCAAUUUGUGCUCCAAACUACAGAUCCAGACAGACAUGGACUCUGCCUAUUUCCUGGAAACACUGGCUGGCAACUUCAUGAAUGUGGUCCAGUACAAUGAAGACAACAGGGGGUUUGAGGGUGUUACUGGUACCAACAUCACCAUCAAGGUGCUGUGUAGUGUGAUGACUGACAGCUCACUGGGAGACCCUUACGCCAGAUACGCAGCUGUGGCCCGUCUCAUGAUGGAGACCACCUCUAUGAAAUGCCUGGACACUAGCUUCAGCAAAUACGUCAGCGACAUGACUAACACAUCCUGGGAUGGACCAGCUCCAAUAGCAGGGAGACAGUGGGUCUACCAGACCUGUGCUGAAUUUGGAUUCUACCAGAGCACUGAUUCACCCAACCAGCCGUUCGCUGGCUUCCCUCUUGUAUAUUUUCUGAAACAGUGUACAAACUUUUACAACAUCAGUGCUGAGCAGGUGGCGGAGGCUGUCACACAGACCAAUGAGUAUUACGGCGCUUAUGACAUCCGCUCAAGCAGAAUUGUGUUCCCCAAUGGCUCCAUUGACCCCUGGCAUGCCUUGGGGGUCACUCAGGACAUCUCAGCUGACCUACCUGCGAUUUUCAUCAAAGGAACCUCUCACUGCGCCAACAUGUACCCAGCCAGGAGUGAUGAUCCCCCACAGCUGACCCUGGCCCGUGACCACAUCUCCUUACUUCUGCAGCAGUGGCUGAAGCACUGACUGAGAGCUAAAUAAGCCAGCAGUGGCUUUGCAACUGAAGCGUAAUACUUUCAGGUCACUGAGAGUGGGAGAAGAGUGCUUAGCUUCCUGCCAAAUUUCUGGUUGAUCUGAAAUUCUAUUUUGCACAAGAAUCUUUAGGUCCAAGUUCAGGUUUUGAGCUCAUAAAUAAAGUUUUCUUUUUUCUUUUUCUCUUUUUUAAAUUAUUUCUUGUGUUUGUGGGUACUUUGUUUCAAAAAUGUAAUCUUGCAGAAUUAGAACAGUUUUUCUUAGUGAGUUUAUAAUGUCAGGUUUAACUCUCCUAGGCAUAUAAUUGAUUUAUUAGGUUUAGUCAUCGGUAGCCUGGAUAAUUGCUGUAGUUAAUCAAUUUUCGUGUGGAAAAGCUGUUUGCUUUUGGAGACAGCACUUGCUAAAUCUGAACAAAAUGCUUUUGGCACUGAGAAACUUCAGCUUCCCCAGAAGCCUUUAAAACAUUAAUCAAGCUUUCAAAACCAAGGUUAUCGACCUUUCACUUCAACUGAAGAAGGAGAGUCCUGUUUAAACGGGCAGCAGUGAACCUGCAAAACCUUUUUAACUGGGAAUUUGAUGAGAAAUGGCUCCACUUCAUGUCUUUGUGUUCCACAAACAUGCACACAUCUGGUUUUGUUCAACAAAAGUUUAGUUGUGUUUGAUAAGAGUGUGUUUAAAACCCAGCAGGAGAAGCGUGAUUAUCAUCUCUAGUUUGGCCCAGAGAGAGGUGCACUGGAAACAUCUCAGGCUUCAAGUUGCACAAUGGGGUUGGGUGGCAGUGUUCUUACGGUAUGUUGUUUUUUUUUUGUUGUUUUUUUUUUGCCUUUGAAGUAGAUGGGUUUGGCUUAAAAAUGAGUAAGAGAAGAGACGUAGGAAGACACAAUUGUAGUGCA